UCUACUGAGUAAACAUAGUCAGCUAGCUUCCCGGUACUCUCACUCAAAUUCAGAGCCACACUUGGUAACGGCUCAAGAAGCACAUUUAACCCCAAACAACAGCGCCGGACCAUCUGCGCUCACACACCCGGGGAGGCCCACCAUGCUGCUCCUGGUCCACGUCAUCCUCACCCUGUGGGUCUCCUGGGCUCGUGGACAAGAAUUCACAUGUGAGCCUCCCGUAAUUCCCAACGGGGACUUUGCCCCUAAAAUGGACCAAUACGAACUUGAUUACGUAAUCACGUACCAGUGUGGAAAUGGCUUCCAUCCUCCCCUGAGGGGAAAUGAGGCAGAAUGCACUGCUCUCGGCUGGCUGCCUCUCCCGAGAUGUGUCCGGAAGCCCUGCGGAUUUCCGGAAAUAAAACACGGACGGCUGCUUCACGCAGAUACAUCGAAAUCACACUUUCCAGUGUAUGAGGGGCGAUCGUUGGCCUACUUCUGUGACUACGGCUAUGUGCCUCCCUCACAAGCUGGCCUGGGCGUCCUAACUUGCACCCAAGACGGAUGGUCCCCGGACAUACCCUGCCUCAGAAAAUGUUCUUUCAAGUCUUUGAGACACGGCUAUGCUCCAGACUCUGAAGAAAGAUACGUCCAGGGCCAGUCCAGAACCGUUAUGUGCCAUCGGGGCUACGGUCUCCCGAACCCACAGAACACGAUGACGUGUGCGGAGAACGGCUGGUCCCCUCCCCCCAAGUGCAUCCCUGUCAGGCAUUGUGACAUGCCAAUAUUCGAGAAUGCCAGAGCCACAUUCACCGGAAAACCAUUUCGGCCCAACGACACGAUGGACUACCAAUGCCUGGAUGGCUACGAAAACAGAGACGGAAGCACCAACGGCUCCAUGGUGUGUGGUGAGGACGGCUGGUCCCACUUGCCAACCUGCUUUAAAUCUGCAGACAAGUGUGGGCCUCCUCCAGAGAUUAGCAAUGGAGACAUCGCCUCCUUCCCGCUAAAAGCGUAUCCUCCGUGGUCAAGGGUGGAAUACCAGUGCCAGGCCUACUAUGAACUCCAGGGUCCUACAGAUGUCACCUGUAGUUAUGGGAAGUGGUCCAAACCGCCGAGAUGCAUAGAGCCAUGCAUAGUAUCCAAAGAAAACUUGGAUGGAAAGAACAUACGGUUAAAAGGGAGCAAUGACAAGACCUAUUACGCAAAAUCAGGGCAUAUCCUGGAAUUUGUGUGCAAAUCGGGACGCAAGGCGGUGACGUCUGCCAGGUCAUUCCGAGCCCUGUGCCUGGAAGGGGCAGUGGAGCUGCCCAGAUGUGAGUGAAGAGGCCAGCGGCCCCAGGUGUGUGGCCAAUCCCACCAGCUGCUCCUCCUGCCUCCGAGCUUGC
Molecule: messenger RNA, 1367 nt
Organism: Pipistrellus kuhlii (Kuhl's pipistrelle)
Lineage: Eukaryota; Metazoa; Chordata; Mammalia; Chiroptera; Vespertilionidae
Gene: CFHR4
Product: complement factor H related 4
Exons: 7
Coding region: 143-1303 (386 amino acids)
Source: RefSeq, a predicted model, not a curated record